Molecule: messenger RNA, 3835 nt
Organism: Daucus carota subsp. sativus
Lineage: Eukaryota; Viridiplantae; Streptophyta; Magnoliopsida; Apiales; Apiaceae
Product: FACT complex subunit SPT16
Exons: 2
Coding region: 309-3521 (1070 amino acids)
Biological process (GO): transcription elongation by RNA polymerase II
Cellular component (GO): FACT complex
Molecular function (GO): nucleosome binding
Source: RefSeq, a predicted model, not a curated record
AAUAAACUCAUAGCUACAAGGUUUGAGAUAGAUAGAGAACAUAUCUGAAUCUACAUGUGCACAUACAUACAUACACAUAUACAUACACAAAAGUCAUUGAUUAUAAAUUGAUUCAUUGAUAUACACACACCCAAGAUUUUGUAUAUUUGAUCCAAAGUUUUGAUCUUUACAUUAAUCUGUUGGGAUAGUUUUUGGAAGCUGUACUUAUCUUGAUCUUUCGUUUUUUGGAAACUGGUGGAUUUUAAGGUUUCUCAUGGUCAACUGAGCUGAAUAUCAAAGUCUGACACUGACCCUGUUGUACCACUUCUAUGGCGGAUCGAAAUGGCAAUGCCAAACCUCCUGUUAAGAAAGAAUCUGGAGGAGGUGCUUAUGCAAUUAAUAUUGAUAACUUUAGUAAGCGGCUAAAGAUGUUGUACUCACACUGGACUGAAUCUCGUCAUGAAAUUUGGGGUGCGUGUGAGGUUCUUGCAAUCGCAACUCCUCCACCGUCAGAAGAUUUACGUUACUUAAAAUCAUCGGCCCUUAAUGUAUGGUUGGUUGGUUAUGAGUUCCCGGACACAGUUAUGGUAUUCAUGAAAAAGCAGAUUCAUUUCUUGUGUAGCCAGAAGAAGGUCUCAUUACUUGAAGUUCUGAAAAAACCAGCUAAAGAAACCGUGGGUGUUGAAGUUGUGAUGCAUGUGAAGACUAAAAGUGAUGAUGGAACCGCCCUUAUGGGAUCUAUUUUUCUUGCAAUACAUGGUCAGUCAAGAUCUGAGGGUCAUGAUACUCCCAUUGUAGGACACAUAGCACGGGAGGCUCCUGAAGGAAAUCUUUUGGAGACGUGGGAUGAGAAAUUGAAGGGUGAAGACUUUCAGCUUGUCGAUAUAACAAAUGGCUUUUCAGAGCUGUUUGCUGUGAAAGACAGUAAUGAGAUAACAAAUGUGAAAAAGGCUGCGUAUCUAACUUCAUCUGUGAUGAAACAUUAUGUGGUCCCGAAGCUGGAAAAGGUCAUUGAUGAGGAAAAGAAAAUCUCACAUUCUACGUUGAUGGAUGAUACAGAGAAGGUAAUACUGGAUCCUGCAAAGGCCAAGGUGAAGCUGAAGGCAGAAAAUGUUGAUAUCUGCUACCCUCCGAUUUUUCAGAGUGGAGGGGAGUUUGAUCUCAGACCUAGUGCAUCCAGCAAUGAUCAACACCUUUACUUUGAUUCAACUAGUGUGAUUAUAUGUGCCAUUGGCUCUCGUUACAAUAGCUAUUGCUCAAAUAUUGCUCGAACUUUUUUAAUUGAUGCUAACGCAGUGCAAAGCAAAGCAUAUGAGGUCUUGCUUAGGGCCCAUGAAGCAGCUAUUGGCACCUUGAAAUCAGGCAAUAAGGUGUCUGCUGCAUAUCAAGCAGCACUUUCUGUAGUUGAGAAAGAUGCACCAGAGCUGAUUGCACACUUGACAAAAUCAGCUGGAACUGGAAUUGGUCUGGAGUUCCGUGAGUCAGGGCUGAAUCUUAAUAACAAGAAUGAUAGGGUGUUGAAAGCAGGAAUGGUUUUUAAUGUGUCACUUGGUUUCCAGAAUUUGCAGACAGAUACAAUGAAUCCAAAGACCCAAAAAAUCUCACUUCUGCUUGCUGAUACGGUUAUUGUUGGCGUAAAUUCUCCUGAAGUUGUAACAUCUAUUAGCUCUAAAGCUGUUAAGGAUGUUGCAUACUCAUUCAAUGAAGAAGAAGAAGAAGAAAAGCAGCCAAAAGUUAAACCUGAAGCUAAUGGUACUGAUGCCAGCUCUUCAAAGGCAACACUCAGGUCAGUUAAUCAUGAGACGUCAAAAGAGGAGCUACGAAGGCAACAUCAAGCUGAGCUUGCACGGCAAAAGAAUGAAGAAACUGCUAGGAGGCUUGCUGGUGGGGGCUCUGGAUCAAUGGAUAACCGUGGUGCCAUGAAAGGCUCGGGGGAUUUAAAUGCAUAUAAGAAUAUUAACGAUCUACCUACCCCAAGAGAUCUAAUGAUUCAAGUAGACCAGAAGCAUGAAGCAAUCCUUUUGCCUGUUCAUGGAAGCAUGGUCCCGUUUCAUAUUGCCACUGUGAAGAGUGUUACUAGUCAGCAGGAUACUAAUCGUACUUGCUAUAUUCGUAUAAUAUUUAAUGUGCCUGGUACUCCCUUUAAUCCGUAUGAUUCAAACACAUUAAAGUAUCAGGGAUCUAUUUAUAUUAAGGAAGCAUCGUUCCGGUCCAGGGACCCAAGGCACAGUAGCGAAAUUGUGCAACAAAUCAAAACCCUCAGGAGGCAAGUUACAUCCCGUGAAUCAGAAAGAGCUGAGAGGGCAACUUUAGUUACUCAGGAAAAACUUCAAGUUGGUGGAGCAAAGUUUAAGCCAAUAAGGUUACUUGAUCUAUGGAUUCGUCCGGUUUUUGGUGGUCGCGGAAGAAAGCUAACAGGCACGUUAGAAGCACACACUAAUGGAUUCCGGUAUUCAACUUCACGAAACGAUGAGCGUGCAGACAUAAUGUAUGGUAACAUCAAGCAUGCUUUCUUUCAACCAGCGGAAAAGGAAAUGAUCACUCUCUUGCACUUCCAUCUGCACAAUCAUAUAAUGGUGGGAAAUAAGAAAACCAAAGAUGUUCAGUUUUAUGCUGAAGUAAUGGAUGUUGUCCAGACGAUUGGAGGUGGAAAAAGAUCUGCCUAUGAUCCUGACGAGAUUGAGGAAGAACAAAGGGAAAGAGCACGGAAAAACAAGAUAAAUAUGGAUUUUCAGAAUUUCGUGAAUCGAGUGAACGAUCUAUGGGGACAACCUCAAUUCAAGGGGCAUGAUUUGGAGUUUGAUCAGCCACUAAGAGAACUUGGUUUCCACGGGGUACCACACAAAUCUUCAGCUUUUAUUGUCCCAACUUCUAGCUGCUUAGUGGAGCUUAUAGAAACACCAUUUGUAGUAAUCACUUUAGUUGAGAUUGAAAUAGUAAAUCUCGAAAGAGUAGGUCUUGGGCAAAAGAAUUUUGACAUGGCAGUUGUUUUCAAGGAUUUUAAGAGAGAUGUGUUUCGGAUUGAUUCUAUCCCAUCAACAUCUUUGGAUGGCAUAAAGGAGUGGCUUGAUACAACUGACCUCAAGUAUUAUGAGAGCAGGCUGAAUCUUAACUGGAGACCUAUAUUGAAGACAAUAACGGAUGACCCGGAGAAGUUUAUAGAGGAUGGUGGGUGGGAAUUUUUGAACAUGGAAGCCAGUGAUUCAGAGUCUGAUAAUUCGCAGGAGUCUGACCAAGGAUAUGUGCCUUCUGAUGCACAAUCCGACUCUGCGUCAGAAGAAGAGGAGGAUGAUGAUAGUGCAUCCUUGGUGGACUCUGAGGAAGACGGGGAAGAAGAUUCAGAGGAAGUGUCUGAAGAGGAAGAAGGCAAAACAUGGGAAGAAUUGGAAAAAGAAGCAGUUAAUGCAGAUAAAGAAAACGGGGCUGAAUCAGACAGUGAAGAGGAGAGAGCUAGAAGGAAAAUAAAGGCAUUUGGGAAGUCUCGGGUACCAGAUAGGAGACACCCAAGUGGCAGCCUUCCUAAGAGACCAAGAAUGAGGUGACCUGGUGGAAUCUGCCAUUUUAUCCUAGUUUUCUUAUGUGUUUUCUUGGAAGGAGCUGGUUGACAAGCUGCUUCAGUGGAUAUCAGCUAGCAGUUUCACUCGAAGGUAUGUAGUAUAGGGCACGCAUGCUAUUUUUUAAUAUACUAUGUUCUUAUAGACUUUCAUGAUUAUCUUGUGACAUGAAGUUAAACUUACUUACAGUCUCUUUCCAUUUGUCACUUCAAUUGACAUGUAACAUGGAUGAUUGGAACUUUUACUUUCUUGAUGCAUAAUUGUGAGCAUUUGAAUGUAAGGUGAUAUCUGAAUUUGCAUCA